UAAUGCUCUGUGUAACAUAAACCUGUUUGGUCUUAUUAAAGAUGUUCUUCAAGCUAACAUAAUGGUAUCUCAUCUCCUUUUCAAUACAAGGUGAGCUCCGUAAUAAGGGUGUCCACGGACCUGUAUUAGCUGAGGAAGGUGGAGGGCGGGACGGGAGAGAGGUGGAGGAAGAGGAGUUGGAGGAGUUCAGGAAACAUGUGGAGUGCCUGGGGCUUCCCGCCGCCAGUGCUGGUGUAGCUUGGGAAAUCCCUCUUCCUCAUUCCUAUCAUCCCUGCUUCCGUACCCUCUUAAGACGGGUAGAAGAAGACCCAUCAAUGUGAUAAAAGUAUAGAUUCUGGGAGAGAAAGAGAGAUGUAGAGACACGUGUUCUGUUUUGUAAUAUAGCAGUUCUGUAUGUACUGUUUGUCUAUGUACUGUAUGAUUGUACUGUAGUGAAUGAUUUCUCAUAUCAUUCUGGCUUCUUGGCUUCUAUAAAAGAUUUAAUGGCAUUCAUUAAUUAAAGUACAAGAGCUUCAGUUAAUUCACAGAGACAGUGGAAUCCAGUAGGAAUGUUCACAGCAAAGAGUUGAUGCCGUUACACUUUCUCAGUGUUAAGGAAUUAACACCUGCAGUUUUACAGUAACUGGUUUUGGGUGUUGACUAUUUGAAUCAGGUGUGCCAGUUUAGGGUUAAAACAAAAAAGUGAAAAGUCUGGGGGGAGAGGAGAGGGUUGGGAAACCAUGUUGUAGAGAACGCUGGCGGGCAUCACUUUUAGCCUACGUAUCAGAUUCAUCUGCUGUGGUGUUAUAAACCUAAAUAUUACCCCCCCAAAUAUUUUUGAAAGAAUGUUGUCACGUUUUAAGAAUAUUUAGGUGUUUUAAAAUAUUUGUAUAGUGUAUAUUUUGAAGUACAGAACCAGUCAAAAACUUGCACACACCUACUCAUUCAAGGGUUUUUCUCUAUUUUUACUGUUUCCUACAUUGUAGAAUAAAAGUGAAGACAUCAAAACUAUAAAAUAACACAUAUGGAAUCAUGUAGUAAUCAAAAAUUGUUAAACAAAUCAAAAUAUAUUUUAGAUUCUUUAAAAGUAGCCACCCUUAGCCUUGAUGACAGCUUUGCACACUCUUGGAAUUCUCUAAACCAGCUUCAUGAAGUAGUCACCUGGAAUGCAUUUCAAUUAACAGGUGUGUGUUGUUAAUUUGUGAAAUGUAUUUUCUUCUUGAUAUGUUUGAGCCAAUCAAUUGUGCUUUGACAAGGUAGGGGUGGUAUACAGAAGAUAGCCCUAUUUGGUAAAAGACUAAGUCCAUAUUAUGGCAAGAACAGCUCAAAUAAGCAAAGAGAAACGACAGACCAUCAUUACUUUAAGACAUGAAAGUCAGUCAAUCCGGAAAAUCAACCAACCCUAAACAUUAGGGUUUUACAAGCCAAACUUUUCUUGUCAACAAAGGCAUAAUCUCUACGAACAAUACAAAACCUGUUUUUAUCCAGGGUGUUCCAAUUUCCGGAACGGUUCUUUCCACAACUAGGCAUUUGUAUACAUGAAAGUAAAAGUUAGAAUUGUUAUAUAAAUGCCUAGUUGUGGGACGACGCUAAGCCACACCAGUGCUCUGAACAUACAAAAGGUAAAUUGCACUGUGUACUGUACCAGAGCAAUAAAAAAUAAAUAUAAAUCACCUUUAUUUAACCAGGUAGGCUAGUUGAGAAGAAGUUCUCAUUUACAACUGCGACCUGGCCAAGAUAAAGCAAAACAGAGUUACACAUGGGAUAUACAAACGUACAGUCAAUAACACAAUUGAGAGAAGAAAAACUAGGAGAAUCCCAGAAGAAUUAGGAGAACACUAGACGUACAUGUAAAUGAGACUUCUGGAUUGUUUCAUGUUUGUCUCUAUGGAAUAAUGUCUCAGAUAAAAGCACACAACUUUUCACCAGAUAAGCACAGAACAUAGAUUAACAAAAAGUAUUGUUUUUAUUUCGCAACCUUGGAAUUGCCUUGGAAAGUGCCAGUUUACUGGUACUCUGCAACUGUGGAACUUUCUGACGUUGAACAUUGUACCAUAGCAGAGCUAUAAGACUGGACCCCUCUAUCCCAGCACCAGUGUUCCAUACACACAGACACAUCAAUGACACAUAGACAUGCUGUAGAUAUAGUGAUAUAUAUAAGAUAGAUAUAGUGAUACAUAUUGUAGAUACUAUAGCUAUAGAUAGACCCACAGUAGAUAGAUAUACUGGUACAUAGAUAUAGUGAGACCUAGACACUGAAGCCAUGUUCGCUCUAUGUGCCACGACUCUCCUGUACUUCCUGUCUUUUAGCCAAUCAGCUCCUGCUGCAGCUCCAGCCUGUGAGGACCUCCUUAAGCCCAUGGAUCCACCACGACUAGACCAGCAGCUCUUGAGGAAAUGGGCCCUCGUCGCAGGCAGCCUGAGCCACCCUGCAUCCCUGGAGAAUCUCAAGACCAGAGACGGCAUCACCAUGGAGUUUUCCCUCUCUACCCCCAACCCCAACCCCACCCAGAACUCCAACACCACCACAACCGUCCACUACACCCAGACUAACCGUUUCGGCAGCCGAUGCGAGUAUCGAACCUACAAUAUCUCACUCAUCAACGACAACAGCACCUUCCAGUUCGACGUGGGGGGCCGAUUCAACCUCACUGGGGUCUUCCUGGCGACCUCCUGCCCAGACUGUCUGGUGAUGAAGUGGGAGGUGAGCUCCAGGAGGAGGGAGUCCACGGACCUGUACCUGCUGAGGAACGUGGAGGGCGGGAGAGAGGUGGAGGAAGAGGAGAUGGAGGAGUUCAGGAAACAGGUGGAGUGUAUGGGGCUGCCUCCGCCAGUGGUGAUGGAGCCGGGGAAUGCCCUCUGUGGUUUCCAUCAGCUCAUCUGGAAAAACUGAGGAGAAGGAGAAGAAGAAGACGAAGCUCGAUCAGUGUGAUCAGAGAGUGGGGGCCGGGAGGCAGAUGUAGACACCGUUUCUGUCAUCGGUUUUGUAAUGCAACAUUUCUGUGUUUACUGUUUGUCGAUGACCUGUAGAAUUUUGAUAAAAAGAUGCGCGAUUUGUCAUAUUA
Messenger RNA from Salvelinus fontinalis (brook trout), 3044 nucleotides. RefSeq lists its product as uncharacterized. Bases 2243 to 2872 code for a protein of 209 amino acids. The record is from RefSeq and is a predicted model, not a curated record. The transcript has 3 exons. Lineage: Eukaryota; Metazoa; Chordata; Actinopteri; Salmoniformes; Salmonidae.